Molecule: messenger RNA, 3142 nt
Organism: Haliotis rubra (blacklip abalone)
Lineage: Eukaryota; Metazoa; Mollusca; Gastropoda; Lepetellida; Haliotidae
Product: monocarboxylate transporter 10-like
Exons: 6
Coding region: 39-2420 (793 amino acids)
Biological process (GO): transmembrane transport
Molecular function (GO): transmembrane transporter activity
Source: RefSeq, a predicted model, not a curated record
UGUCAUGUGAGCCUAGUAGGCGGUACACAUGGAAGGAAAUGGCGUCGGUUGAGCUUGAGAAGGGAUUGAUCGACAAUGUGGUAUACGAAGACGGGGAGGAGAAGGAGAAUAGGGGAAACAAGGAUAUCAAAGACAGCCCAACCGCCUGGAUACUCUGUGUAUGCGCUGUGUUUGACCAAUUGUUUAUCAAUGGUUUGAUAAACAUUUACGGUGUGUUUUACGUGAAGUUUGUAGAGGAAUUUGGAACCACCAAAGCCAAAGCAGCUUGGUUGGGUUCGCUGACGUAUGGGAUGAUGAAGUUGUUUGCGCCAGUCGUCAGCAUCCUUGUGCGCCGAUACACAAACCGGAUGUCAAUGAUCACCGGAUGUGCCUUCUGCGCCGUCUCUGUAUUUUCCACUUCCUUCGUGACCAACAUCGAUGUGAUGUUUGUAACCUUUCCCUUCCUCUACGGCAUUGGAUUCAGCCUUGUUAUCAACCCUGUCAUGGUGAUAGCUAACGGCUACUUCGACAAAUACCUUGGUCUCGCUACUGGUUUGGUUUGUGCUGGUAGCAGUCUGGGGACCAUUACCCUGGCGCCGGUCUGCCAGCGACUGGUUGACACUGUCGGCUGGAGAAUGACCUUCAGGUAUAUGACCGGAGCCUACAUCGCUCUCUGCUUCCUCAACCUCCUCAUCAAGCCGCUCCCCCGGGGGUCGCAGCGUCCGAUAGACAACAUAAGUCAGCCUGUGAUCCGGGGACUUAUUGAAGACCUGAAGCUGUGGAAGAAUCGCGUGUUCGUGUUGUGGGCUGUGGCAACGGCGUUCGUAAUGUUUGGGUACUUCAUACCUAACGUGCAUCUAGUAUCUUAUGCCAUGAGUCAGGGUAUAUCAGCCGAUACUGCAGCCUACCUCCUCAUGGCGCUAGGGUGCGCCACCACCAUCGGUCGUAUACUGUCUGGCAAGAUUGUCCAAUAUGGCUUCCUGAACCGCCUCCAUCUCCACCAACUUACAAUGAUCAUCACGGGCACGGCGUUCAUGAUCCUACCCAGUAUUGAAUCGUUUGCUGGUCUCCUGGCAUACUCCAUCGUCCUGGGGCUCGUGGACGGGUGCUACGUAGUGCUGCUGCCUAUACUGACGAGCUCCCUGAUUGGAGCUGACAAAGCUGUUCUAGCCUGGUGCUUCAUGUCCUGUGUCUGUUCCCUGACGUUUACACUGGGGCCGCCAGUGUCAGGUUUCCUCUGCGACAUGACCGGCAACUACAACGUCGCCUUUCACAUCGCUGGCAUCCCAGUAAUCCUUGGUGCUGCCAUCUUAUUCUUUGUGCCCUGGGCCCAGCGCACCUCCACCACGACCAAUGUAAUGCGGGUCAUCAGCACAGAGGCUGAGGAUCAUCCAAGGGGAUCUGCCGGAAGUUCAGCUUCAGGAUCUUCUGAUGAGACGAUUCAUCUCUCCAUCCCAGAGACCGGAACAGUUCCUUAUGCCGGCGUGCCGUGCUUCAUAGAUCCAUACUAUGGUUCGGCCAAACAGAAUAGCCAAGCAGAGAACACGGGCAGAAAACAAGAUGAGGCGAGGAAACAUGUUGUUGGCGUUCAUCCUACGGGUGGAUCUGUUCCUGAUAAUUGCACAUUUGAAUUUGGUCACGAUGCACAUGAAGAGCAGUCCAAUCCCAUGCCACACAACUCAGCACCGACGUUCGAUGCUUUAGGCAACUUAGGCCAGUCACAGUUUAUUUCCAUCCCGAGACGGGGCUAUCCUUUCAUUGAUGGCUACUUGGAGGAAUUGCGUAAGGCAGUAUACCGCACCCAAAACCUUCAGUGUUCCCAAGGACUGGUACCACCACCGUCCCCUGAAGCUAGCAACACCCAAACAACCCCGGUUGAGGUCCACAUGAACUCGGUCUCUUCACUUCCCGUGUCAUCGAUGACGAGCUCCGUGGAUCAACUCCUCCAGGAGCAUAUAGACAUGUUCCUCGCCACCAUCGCCUCCAGACGGGUAUCAGACAUGUCCAUGUCUUCCGGUAAAAGUGGAUCAGCCUCCAGGUCACUCAGGAGCAGUGAAGAAACUCCCAAAGCUUGUCACAGAACACUAAGCAACAGGUCCACCCAGAACCUUCCAACUCCAAACUGUGCUCUGGGUUUAGCUGGAGCUCAAAAUGAGCCACGGACACGGUCUGUAAACUCAAGAGGCAGUUUGAACAGGACCGCAGAUUUAAGCUUGAGUGGCACGCACUCCAGUGGCUUUGUACCUUCGGCAGUUCUGGCAGCCGGCGGUGCAGGUCAACAGGUGCCUGCAGAGUCUCAAAGUCGGACAUCCGACGCGUCUGGAGAUGGGAUACAGAGCUCCAGUCGAAGCAGGCUUCGGAAAACAUCUAGCACAAGUACAGGAACUGGACUGGAGUUGGACGUUUUUAGUCAUCUUUUCAAAGAUGAAGAAAAUCAAUGAUAUUAUGAUAUUUUGCAUCUACCACAGAUGCUUUGUGGUAUUGUGAGCGCUAAAUACUUAUUACUCGUAGUGGAAGGCAAGUGUCUUAGGGAGUAUGAAUCAUGUUGAUAUGACGUUAAAUCACCCAGAAUGCACUUUGCUGAAGCUUAUAUAGUACAGUGUAGACUUGGAUCGGAAUCUUUUAGGAAAGCGCUGUCGAAAAGUCCACAGCUCAAUGUAGUGGUAAGUCGAAAUCAUAGAGAUAGGAUAAACCCAGUCAUGGUGGAGCAAUUCGGUUGUCGGCGUCUGCCAAGGGAAUACGAGUUAUGUCCCUUUACAUACGUAACAGUAUCUUCACACAAGCAGGUUUGUCCUUCAAAGCACAAUUUCAGUGUUAGGUUUACCAUUAUUCCCAUACAAAAGCCUUUAAUUCUAGUUUUCCACAAAGCAUUGGGUUUUUUAAAUUAGCGCUGAGACAAAUGUAAAUCCGGUUACUACAUUUGAGUUGUUGCUUCAUGGGACGGAGCCAUAGAUACAAUAUUGACACGGAUUACCUUUAGAUAUUUCAAUAAGACAAGCAUGGGGUUGGGGAGACAGUCAUUGUACGUGAGGCCAAGGUACUGUUGGCAAUCUUUUAGCUUGUUUGGUCAGUAAAUCUCAUUAUGACUACAGGUGGAACUGUAUGUAUUUUGUUAGGAACAUACAACUAUGUCUGGCAGUGAGAGAAAGUAAUUUUUGUGACA